AUGCCCGACCCCGCCGCCCUCAUCGCCCACAUCGUCUCCCAAACCCGACAAAACAUCGAAUUCCUCAUCUCUCAGAACGAACUCUCGCGAGACUCAGGCCGAGACAUUCUCUCCAAACUUCCCUCUUCUUCUUCCUCUUCCACUUCCAAUAAUGAUCACAAUAUAAUGGCACUUUCGGACGCUACGAGGAGGAUGACGAUCCCCGAACCUUCGUCUAGUCCUGCUCAUUCUCACAACAUGCCGAUGCCUGGUGGGAUGAUGAACAGCGCGGUGUCGACGCCGCAGGGCCCGCCGCCUGGACGUGUGACUAGUCCGUAUUCGAGUCCUCCCCCGCAUGCGCAUCAUGCGCCGCCGCCGGACUUUGGGCCGCCGGUGAGGAGGGGAGUUCCACCGCCGGGGCCGAAGGUGGUGAGGGCGAAGGCGUUGUGGUCGUAUAAUGAGAAUGGACAGGACCCGAACGACCUCAGCUUCCAAGCCGGCGACAUCAUCGAGAUCGUAACAGAGACCAACGCCGACUGGUGGACCGGCAAGAUCGGCGGAAGACAGGGUCUCUUCCCGUCCAACUACGUCGAGAAACUGGACUCUUCGUCCGUCUCCGCUCCCCCCUACCCUCCCCCGUCCGAAUCCCGUUCGCCAUCGUACUCCUCGCCCGAGUACAACUCGUACAACAACAAUAACGCGCCGGUGCCGUACCAAGGACCGCCACCACCACAACAAGUGCAGGGAUAUAAUCCGUAUAUGAAUGGACCGGGGGCCGGGGCUGUACAACAGCCGCCACCGCAACAGGUGCAGGUGCAGCAGGAACAGCCGCCGCAGAAGGAGAGUAAGUAUGGGGGGUUGAAGCAGACUUUGGCUACGUCGGCGGUGGGAGGUGUCGGGUUUGGUGCAGGCUCUGCGAUUGGGAGCGGGCUCAUCAACUCUAUUUUUUGAUCUGUGCUUGCUGUCUUACGAACAUACCUGGGCGUACAUCACAUCACAUCUUAUUGUCUACAUCUUCAUCUGAUGGAUUUUUGGGUCAUCACUACGCUUUUAAAUAAUAGGUCGGGUUUACGCACAGGACAGGACUCCCUUUUUGUAUUUAUUUACAUUCUUGCUCCGAACACGUAUAUACUCCUUGUCCCAGGGCCAUAGAAACAUAAUUACAUCUU
This is a messenger RNA of Stereum hirsutum FP-91666 SS1, 1148 nucleotides long. Its product is annotated as SH3-domain-containing protein. Gene Ontology annotation, cellular component: actin cortical patch. The transcript is spliced from 4 exons. The record is from RefSeq and is a predicted model, not a curated record. NCBI's taxonomy places the organism in Eukaryota, Fungi, Basidiomycota, Agaricomycetes, Russulales, Stereaceae. Bases 1 to 930 code for a protein of 309 amino acids. Gene Ontology annotation, biological process: actin cortical patch localization; plasma membrane tubulation; endocytosis. Gene Ontology annotation, molecular function: lipid binding; protein binding.